AUGUUGAGUAAAGGCUGUGCCAUUAAUAUUUUAUUCGCUAUUCAAAAAAGUCAUUUCAUUCCUUUGAGACAAUAUGCUGAUGGACAAAUAACUUCAUCUAUGUAUUGUAGACUUGUUAAAGAAGGAAAAAUUAGGCAUGACGAUUUCCAAUUUUCGGUUGUCAGACAACUUGAUGAACUUUGUAAGGAGUUACACUCAUACUAUAACAGAAGUCGAUUAUUAUCAGUGAUUAGUAGUCAAAGUGCUCCUAGAGGUAUUUAUCUGUACGGUUCUGUGGGUUGUGGGAAGACUAUGUUAAUGGAUUUGUUUUAUGAGUGCUGUAGUCUCGAUUACAAGUGGAGAACUCACUUCCACUCAUUCAUGUUUGAAGUACAUGGAAGGCUACAUGCUGUUCGUUCAUCUGCUCCAAGAAACAAAAAAUCAUUUGAUCCUAUUCCUCCAGUAGCAAAAAGUAUCAUUGAUCAAUACAAAUUGUUAUGCUUCGAUGAAUUUCAGGUUACAGAUAUUGCAGAUGCAAUGAUAUUAAAACGAUUAUUUGAGAAUUUAUUUAAUCUUGGCGCUGUUGUUGUUGCCACAUCAAAUCGUUGUCCGGACGAUCUAUAUAAGAAUGGGUUACAACGUGUAAACUUUGUACCUUUCAUAGGUCUUCUUAAAGAAAAGUGUCAUAUAGUCAAUUUGGAUUCUGGUGUGGAUUACCGUACAAAAAUAAGUGAAACAUUAUUCAAAGAAUCAGAUCUUCCCCUGUAUCUAGAUUAUUCUACUGGAAAUGACGAUAUACAUAAUCAACUUGAAAAAUGGUUUACAAAAUUAACAACUGAAGAUGGACAUGUUGGACCACCAGUAGUUGGAACAAUUUCAACAUAUGGGCGUGUAGUUACCUUUAAACAAACUGGUGGAAAUAUUUUAAAAUGUACAUUUGAUGAGUUGUGCAAUGUGCCUUUAGGUGCCGCUGAUUAUAUGAAUUUAACUAAACGUUUUCAUACAAUAAUUUUAUAUGAUGUACCACAAAUGGGAAUGCAUAAUUUACCAAGUUUAAAACGUUUUACACAUUUCAUUGAUGUUCUAUAUGAUACACAUACUCGUCUUAUUAUUGGUGCUAAUUGUUCACUUGAAAAUUUAUUAUUAUUAUCUAAUAAUGAUACAUCUUCUAUUGAAUUACACUUUCAUCAUCGUCAAUUAAUGGAUGAUUUAAAGAUGAAUAUGGAUCAUUCAACGAAUAUGAAAGCGUCAAUAUUUACAGGUGAUGAAGAUUUGUUUGCUUAUUCUAGAACAUUAUCCAGAUUACGUGAAAUGCGUUCAAAAGUAUAUUGGGAUCAAAGUGGACCAAAUCGUAAAAUUGACUAA
Schistosoma guineensis is the source of this 1344-nucleotide messenger RNA. Lineage: Eukaryota; Metazoa; Platyhelminthes; Trematoda; Strigeidida; Schistosomatidae. The record is from the annotation of a GenBank genome assembly.